UCUGCGCAUGGCCAACAACACAUGCGGCUCAGUGGAAUAUGCUGUUGAAUGUUGUGUACUUGUAAGCUGCUUACUUUUUAAGAAUUUAUUUAGAUAAUUACAUUUCCCUUUACUUAUUUAAAGCGUCUCUCAUCGUUCAUCAAUGGGAGGUAUUCAGAAGAAAAAGUUUGAGAGGGGUGCCGCAACCAACUACAUCACCAGAAACAGAGCUCGUAAGAAGUUACAGCUGAGCCUCGCAGACUUCAGACGGUUAUGCAUCCUCAAAGGCAUCUAUCCCCAUGAGCCAAAACACAAGAAGAAGGUCAACAAGGGCUCCACUGCCCCAAGGACCUUUUACCUGCUCAAAGACAUUCGCUUUCUGUUGCAUGAACCAAUUGUUGGCAAGUUCAGGGAGUACAAGAUAUUUGUCCGUAAGCUAAAGAAGGCUUAUGGAAAAACCGAGUGGUCUGCAGUGGAAAGACUGAGAGAGAACAAGCCAACAUAUAAACUAGAUCACAUCAUCAAAGAGAGGUACCCUUCCUUCAUUGAUGCCCUCCGUGAUAUCGAUGAUGCCCUGUGUAUGGGCUUCCUCUUCUCCACGUUUGCCAGAACAGGAAAAUGCCACGUGCAGACAAUCAAACUGUGCAGACGCCUCACUGUGGAGUGGAUGAACUUUGUGAUUACAGCUCGUGCUCUACGAAAGGUUUUCAUCUCCAUCAAGGGAAUAUAUUAUCAAGCUGAAGUGAUGGGACAGCUCAUUACAUGGCUGGUCCCAUAUCAGUUCUCCCAUGAUCAUCCAACAGAUGUGGACUACAGAGUAAUGGCAACUUUCACAGAGUUGUACACAACUCUUCUGGGGUUUGUCAACUUCAGACUCUACCAUUCUCUCAACUUGGUCUACCCACCAAAGCUUGACAGUAAAGCAGAAUCAGAGCUGAAGGAAGAUAACGAGGAGGACUAUGCCAUGAAUUCAGAGAGCUACUCAGAGAAACUAGCAGCUCUGAGUGCCAGUCUUGCACGUGUGGUAUCUACAGAAGAGGAGGAAGCUCAGCUUGACCAGUUUCCUGCUGAAGGCGAGGACAUGGAGAAGAUGGAAGCCAGGGAAACGGAACACAAACAGCUGGAAGCCCAGAAGAAAGUGUUUGAGGGGCUCAAGUUUUUCCUCAACAGAGAAGUGCCCAGAGAGUCGCUGGCCUUUGUCAUCCGGUGUUUUGGUGGGAUGGUGUCCUGGGACAAGUCUGUUUGCAUUGGGAGCACAUACGAUGUAACAGAUGAAACUAUCACUCAUCAAAUUGUUGACAGACCCAAUGUUGACAAACAGUACAUCAACAGGUACUAUAUCCAGCCCCAGUGGGUGUAUGAUUGUGUCAAUGCCAAAAUGCUGCUGCCAGUGGAGGACUAUUUCCUCGGAGUGACUCUGCCCCCUCACCUGUCUCCAUUUGUUGAGGAGAAGGAUGGAGAUUAUGUGCCUCCAGAUAGACUGAAGAUAAUGGCCUUACAGAAAGGAGAAAAACCUGCUCAAGACCAGGAGGAAAAUGAAGAUGAAGAGGAGGAGGAGGAGGAGGAGGAAGAUGAGGAGGAGAAUGAUGAUGAGGAAGACGAGGAGGAAGAAGCAGAAGAGGAGACCCUUAAGAAGAUGGAAGAACAAAGAUCCCAGGGCAAGUCUUUGCAAGUCAAAGUAACACCUGGAAAAGUGAAGGCAGAAAAUCAAGCACGCUUGGAGCAGGAGGAGAAGGCGGAGGAGAAACGUCUUGCCAUCAUGAUGAUGAAGAAGAAAGAAAAGUACCUCUACGACAAAAUCAUGUUCGGAAAGAAAAGAAAAACCAGAGAGGCUAACAAACUUGCUGCCAAGAGGAAAGCCUACGAUGAUGCUGAAAAAGCAAAGAAGAAAAUGGCCAGAAAAUAACUCUUCUCACGAUGACCCCCUCACACUGACUUUAUGUAUACAACCUAAUGAGAUAGAGUACGUUAUAGGUUGACGUCAUGAAGCCUGUAAGUUUUGUGAGUUUGAGGUAAAUGCACCAUAAUUAUAGUGUAUUGACCUGCAAAAUUUCAUACAGAAAUGCAGAAUGCUUGCAUCUGCUAAUUGUAUAAUUAUUGAUGUAAAAGCGAUUGCCUUCAACUUGUUCAUAUUAUUUCUUGUAUUCUAUAUUGUCUGAGACGUCUUCCACUUCAUUUUACUGUCUACUUUAAAUGAGUUGUAUUUUAAAGUAAAACCGUCUCACUUGCAUCCUCA
Messenger RNA from Melanotaenia boesemani (Boeseman's rainbowfish), 2215 nucleotides. RefSeq names its product pescadillo (gene pes1). The coding region runs from base 143 to 1885 and encodes 580 amino acids. Gene Ontology annotation, cellular component: PeBoW complex; nucleolus. The transcript is spliced from 15 exons. The record is from RefSeq and is a predicted model, not a curated record. Gene Ontology annotation, molecular function: RNA binding. Lineage: Eukaryota; Metazoa; Chordata; Actinopteri; Atheriniformes; Melanotaeniidae. Gene Ontology annotation, biological process: maturation of LSU-rRNA from tricistronic rRNA transcript (SSU-rRNA, 5.8S rRNA, LSU-rRNA); ribosome biogenesis.